AUGAGCAGGGGCUGCUGUGUGUAUGUUUUAUUUUCCCUCCUCCAUGUGUCGCUGAGUGUGGAAAUGACAGGGUUAUAUGGCAGCUUCACCUCCCCCAACUUCCCCCAGCCAUACCCCGACAACCAGCACAUAGUGUGGAACAUCAGUGUCUCAGAUGGCCACAGGGUCAAACUCUACUUCAGCCACUUCAGCAUGGAACCCUCAAACCAGUGUGAAUAUGACUACAUCCAGGUUUUGGCAGAGGGGAAUGAAACCUUGCGGUUCUGCGGAGAGGAAGAGAAGAACUAUGAAAGCACCCCGAGGAACACGGUCAUCUUGUCAGCUGGGAACCUCAUGUCAGUGGUCUUUAGGAGCGACUACUCUAAUGAGGGCCGAUUCACAGGCUUCCAAGCAUUUUACACCUCAGAAGACAUCAAUGAGUGUCUCUCCAAGAUAGAUGGGGACAGAGUGUGUGAUCAUCUUUGCCACAAUUACAUCGGUGGAUAUUACUGCACGUGCAGACAAGGAUACUUCCUCCAUGACAACAAACGAUCCUGCACAGUGCCAUGCAGCAGCCAGGUGUUGACCACGCUGUCAGGGGUUCUGACCAGUCCGGACUACCCGAGUCCAUACCCACCCAUGAGUCAGUGUGACCACACCAUCCGUCUGUCGGAGGGCUACAGAAUAAUCCUGGAAUUCCUGGACCCCUUUGACAUAGAGGGACACCAGGAUGUCCCCUGUCCGUACGAUAUGUUGAAGAUUUCAACAGCUGGACAAGAGUAUGGACCCUUCUGUGGAUCAACGCCACCAGGUCGCAUUGACACGGGGAGUUACCAAGUGCACGUAGCGUUCAGAUCCGACGCGAGUGGGAAAAACAAGGGAUGGAAGAUCAAGUACACCAGCACCAAGGCCGAAUCCCUCACUUCAACUUCAAACUGA
This is a messenger RNA of Chelmon rostratus (copperband butterflyfish), 918 nucleotides long. It is a transcript of the gene masp2, whose product is annotated as MBL associated serine protease 2. Gene Ontology annotation, molecular function: serine-type endopeptidase activity; calcium ion binding. The coding region runs from base 1 to 918 and encodes 305 amino acids. The transcript is spliced from 6 exons. The record is from RefSeq and is a predicted model, not a curated record. NCBI's taxonomy places the organism in Eukaryota, Metazoa, Chordata, Actinopteri, Chaetodontiformes, Chaetodontidae.